AACAUUCUGACUUUAAAUCCCCGAAAACAGACGCAUGCAACUCUUCAUUCAACUGCAGCAAAGAAACAAGUCAAGAAGCAAUGGAAAAGGAAUUCUGACAAAAGCUGUCCGAACUGUGAGAAACUAGAAAAUAAUUUUGAUGACAUCAAGCACACGACUCUUAGUGAGCGAGGAGCACUUCGAGAAGCAAUGAGAUGCUUAAAGUGUGCAGAUGCCCCCUGUCAGAAGAGUUGCCCAACUAAUCUGGACAUCAAGUCAUUCAUCACAAGUAUUGCAAACAAG
This is a messenger RNA of Balearica regulorum gibbericeps (East African grey crowned-crane), 282 nucleotides long. The record is from RefSeq and is a predicted model, not a curated record. NCBI's taxonomy places the organism in Eukaryota, Metazoa, Chordata, Aves, Gruiformes, Gruidae.